UGUCCCCUCCGUCUCGUGUACUUUCCCCGGGGACUUUCCCCUCGUUGUCGGAGGGAAGGGAGAGCGCGUGGGGCCGCUCGCCAGGGAGCUUGACUAAGUAAGAGUCACUCACCAUUUCAGAAAAUCAUGUCACAGACAACCGUGCCCUGUGUGAUAUUUGUGUCCCCAGAAUCAAUCUACGUUUUCGGCUCUCGCUCUCACAGCGAUUCUACUGGAAGCCUUGUUAACUUUGUGUGCCAUACCUGCUUCAAGAGGCAGGAGAAGCUUCAUCGCUGUGGACAGUGCAAGUUCGCCCACUAUUGUGACCGCACCUGCCAGAAGGAUGCUUGGCUGAACCACAAGAACGAGUGUUCGGCCAUCAAGAGAUAUGGGAAGGUGCCCAAUGAGAACAUCAGGCUGGCGGCCCGCAUCAUGUGGCGGGUGGAGAGAGAGGGCACUGGGCUCACAGAGGGCUGCCUGGUGGCUGUGGAUGACCUGCAGAACCACGUGGAGCACUUCGGGGAGGAGGAGCAAAAGGAGCUGCGGGUGGACGUGGACACUUUCUUACAGUACUGGCCGCCCCAGAGCCAGCAGUUCAGCAUGCAGUACAUCUCACACAUCUUUGGCGUGAUUAGCUGCAAUGGCUUCACACUCAGUGACCAGAGAGGCCUGCAGGCAGUGGGUGUGGGCAUCUUCCCCAACCUGGGCUUGGUGAACCAUGACUGUUGGCCCAACUGCACCGUUAUAUUUAACAAUGGCAAUCAUGAGGCAGUGAAAUCCAUGUUUCACACCCAGAUGAGAAUUGAGCUCCGGGCCCUGGGCAAGAUCUCAGAAGGAGAGGAGCUGACCGUAUCCUAUAUCGACUUCCUUAACGUCAGUGAGGAGCGCAAGAGGCAGCUGAAGAAGCAGUACUACUUUGACUGCACGUGUGAGCACUGCCAAAAAAAGCUGAAGGAUGACCUCUUUCUGGGGGUGAAAGAUGACCCGAAGCCCUCUCAGGAAGCGGUAAAGGAAAUGAUACAGUUGUCCAAGGAUACACUGGAAAAAAUUGACAAGGCUCGCUCUGAGGGUUUAUACCAUGAGGUUGUGAAAUUGUGCCGGGAGUGCCUGCAGAAGCAGGAGCCAGUGUUUGCCGACACCAACCUCUACACGCUGCGGAUGCUGAGCACUGUUUCGGAGGUCCUCUCCUACCUCCAGGCCUUUGAGGAGGCCUCGCACUACGCCAGGAGGAUGGUGGAUGGCUAUAUGAAGCUCUACCACCCCAACAAUGCCCAGCUGGGCAUGGCCGUGAUGCGGGCAGGGCUGACCAACUGGCAUGCUGGGAACAUUGAGGUGGGGCACGGGAUGAUCUGCAAAGCCUAUGCCAUUCUCCUGGUGACACAUGGACCCUCCCACCCAAUCACCAAGGACUUAGAGGCCAUGCGGAUGCAGACGGAGAUGGAGCUGCGCAUGUUCCGCCAGAACGAGUUCAUGUACCACAAGAUGCGUGAGGCCGCCCUGAACAACCAGCCCAUGCAGGUCAUGGCAGAGCCCAGCAAUGAGCCAGCCCCGGCUCUGUUCCAUAAGAAGCAAUGAGGACCGGUCUGGUGGGGGAGGGGCACCGUGGCUGGGGACCUGGGGAGACGUUCUGGAGGUGGUAGGUUUCUGGGAAGACCCUUGAUGAGGAAGUCGGGGUCAUGUUCACGCUUGUUGCUGUGGGUGUAUACUGCUUUAUGUUCCUAAGUUCAUUUUGGUUCAUUUAAACUCAGUUCGAUUCAGUUGAACUCUACCCCAGCCCAGCCCAGCCUCGCCCAAUUUAUCCUGUAAAUAUUUAUUGGGUGGUAGACCCAAGGGAUAAAGAGGCUUCAAAUGUAGCUGGGCAGCCAAAAUGUAAACAAUUAAAGCACAGUAUAAUAAUAAAUGCAAUGAUAAACUA
This is a messenger RNA of Acinonyx jubatus (cheetah), 1894 nucleotides long. RefSeq names its product SET and MYND domain containing 1 (gene SMYD1). Lineage: Eukaryota; Metazoa; Chordata; Mammalia; Carnivora; Felidae. Gene Ontology annotation, molecular function: protein binding; histone H3K4 methyltransferase activity. Gene Ontology annotation, cellular component: nucleus. The transcript has 11 exons. The coding region runs from base 127 to 1554 and encodes 475 amino acids. The record is from RefSeq and is a predicted model, not a curated record.